This is a messenger RNA of Schistosoma rodhaini, 1080 nucleotides long. Lineage: Eukaryota; Metazoa; Platyhelminthes; Trematoda; Strigeidida; Schistosomatidae. The record is from the annotation of a GenBank genome assembly.
UAGUUGUCUUCAUCUGCAUUUGUUUGUGUGUAUGGAAUAUGAAGCUUAGGUCGUCUGCGAAGUCAAAUCUUCUAGUUGAUUCCGAGAUGUCCAUUGUAUUAUGUGUUUCCCUUCAGAUGUAGAGGUCUUCAUAAUUCAGUCCACCACCAAAAAAAGAGAAAGGGUGAGAGCAAGUAGCCUUGUCUGACUCCGGUCCUCAUUUGGAAUGCAUCUGUAAGUUGUCCUCUCCACAAUAAUGCUGAUGAUAAUAAUGUAACGUCGUUUUAAAUGUUUGGUCAAUCAAUAAAUUCGAAUAAAUUGAACUAUGAGUUAAUCAAUAAUCUGAUGUGCGUGUAUGGAAUUCGCAAAAUCACUAAAUUAACUAGCUUGACUAAGAAAUGUAAUUCAUCACUGAAUUAUAGAUGUUUUCCUUCCCAACAUACAUUUAUAUUUAUGUAUGUGUAUACAUGUAUUACGGGAGAUGAUCGUCCUGAAUACGAUGGUAUUUCAUCUCAAGAUGCUGAACAGUUGGAAAAACUCAAGGCUACACAAAUACAGGGAAUUACUAAAGGUUCAAUUCAAUCAUCUGACCGUUUGAUGAAAGAGCUAAGAGAGAUUUAUCGAUCAGACAGUUACAAACAAGGGAUUUUCACCGUUGAACUACAAAAUGACAGUCUUUAUAAUUGGAAAGUUAAAUUAUACAAAGUUGAUGAAGAUAGUGGAUUGCAUAAAGAUCUUCAAGAACUCACAAAUCAUCCCAAAUUAGAAGAUCAUUUAGGAUUACAAUUUCUAUUCAAAGAAACAUAUCCUUUUGAGCCACCAUUUGUCCGUAUUCUUUAUCCAGUAAUUGAAAAUGGUUAUGUUUUAGCCGGUGGAGCAAUUUGCAUGGAAUUAUUUACUAAACAAGGUUGGUCAAGCGCUUAUGAUAUCGAAUCAUCUAUUAUGCAAAUAGCUGCAACUUUAGUGAAAGGUCGUGCACGAAUAAAUUUUAGCGCAACAGAUGAUCAAUAUUCACUUCGCCGAGCUCAGCUCUCCUAUCGAGGUCUAGUUCAGAUUCACGAAGAAAGUGGUUGGUACACUCCCCCAAAAGCAGACGGUUAA